UAUCCGACCAACACCGACUAUGCAAAUUAUGCUAAAUAGCAUAGCAUUAAAUAUCGCAGAUACAAUAUAUUUAAUGCUCUGACAUUGUUCGGCAAGGCAAUGGCAGAAUACAUAACAGCAAAUAGAUGGAUAACCGGAGUUGCUACGCACAAAACUAAGAGUGGACGCAUUCUCUGCACAGGUUUUGGUUGCAUCGGCUGCUUCCCGCAAGACUUUCCAGAAAUCGCCUGCGAGCUUGAGGUAUACGACAGCAAAACCGGUCUGCUGUUCGCAGAGAGCUGGACGAACGAAUUUCGCAGUGUUAACAGCGAAAGCGUCAUGGAAACGGGAAAGCAAAGAAACAGGAAAAUAAAACCUACGAAACAAAGACGCUGUUCUACGAACUCACAAAACGACGACUCGGAUACAGAAAACGUGGAUGGCAUUGAAAAUGAAAACGUGCAAGAUUGGAAAUUCAGGAAGUUGUUUAUUACAGAAUGCGAGCAAGAAGAUACGCAAAGCAAAACGUCUGUAGAAACUGAAGCACAUAUACCACAUCAAGAAAAACUACCUUGCAUCACAGAAAACAGUAAGGAAUAUUCCCUGCCUUCGGGUACACAAAACCUUGCAAAACAAAUAAGCUUUCAUGUUGAAAGAGAGGAUUGUGUUUGUUUAUUCUUUGAUUCAGAAUAUAAUCAUGGUUCGCGUCGGUUAUCAAAGUUCGGGAUUCUCGAAAUCGUCAACUCACUGACCUCAAUAAUGCAUUUAAACGAAAUCAAAUGCGUUCAACGGUUGAAUGGGUUAUGGCACAUUGUGCUGAGGACCAGAGAGCAUCUUCCAUGUUUGUUAAAAAACGGUCUCGAAAUCCGAUGUCGAUCCUUUAAAGUGGUGCAAGAUAAUACCAAGUAUUGCGAGAAAGUGUACUAAAUACAUUUAUAUUGUUCUUUGUAUUUUAACGAGUGAUGAUUGGUUGUAACAAAUAUGGCAAAUCGCCUGAUAAUCCAAACAUUUGUACAAGGAUUAGAGCACCCUUUUUUAGCAUGGUUUUAUUUGUAGCCUGACGGUUAAAAAUGCACAAAACGCAGACUGAGCAUAUGACGUCAUUCCUCGCGGGUAUAUGACGUCAUGAUAAUUUGUCAUGACAAAUAAAGGUCCAACAAUAAGUUGCAAAAAAAUAAAUCAGGACAGAAAGCCGUGAACAUGAAAGGUAUUUUGUCUAUAAAUAUACACACAUUUAGUUAUGCAAUUUAAAAGAAUAAAUAAAAUCACUAACUAAUGCACUUGUAAUUAUAGGAUCAAACUCCUUACGAUUGGU
Dendronephthya gigantea is the source of this 1294-nucleotide messenger RNA. RefSeq lists its product as uncharacterized. NCBI's taxonomy places the organism in Eukaryota, Metazoa, Cnidaria, Anthozoa, Malacalcyonacea, Nephtheidae. The record is from RefSeq and is a predicted model, not a curated record. The coding region runs from base 100 to 906 and encodes 268 amino acids. The transcript has a single exon.